This is a messenger RNA of Lutzomyia longipalpis, 2114 nucleotides long. It is a transcript of the gene Hacl, whose product is annotated as 2-hydroxyacyl-CoA lyase 1. Bases 285 to 1988 code for a protein of 567 amino acids. The transcript has 3 exons. Gene Ontology annotation, molecular function: catalytic activity; thiamine pyrophosphate binding; magnesium ion binding. Gene Ontology annotation, cellular component: peroxisome. Gene Ontology annotation, biological process: fatty acid alpha-oxidation. Lineage: Eukaryota; Metazoa; Arthropoda; Insecta; Diptera; Psychodidae. The record is from RefSeq and is a predicted model, not a curated record.
GAUUUCCAAAGAGGAAAAUUGAUUUGAAAAUACAGAAAAUUCUCAACCGAAAAUAUUUAUAUUUAAAUUUAAAAUUUACGUUAGAAAAUGACGUUAUCCCGCGAGAUAACGUCAGAAUGUUGAAAAAUAUCGCGAGUGUUAACUACAUUAAAACUACCUACAUUAAACUUUUAUUGAUAUCAGCAAAAAGCGAGAUUUAAUUUGCUUAUCUGUGGAGGAAAAAAAAUUUAUAAAUAAAAGAAGACUGCAAGAUUCUUUAUUAAUUAAUAGUUCUACUGUGAGACAUGUCGGAAGUGGAUGGAAAUACGAUUCUUGCGGAGUCGCUGAAAAAGCAGGGCGUUGAAUAUGUUUUCGGGAUUAUUGGGAUUCCCGUCAUUGAGCUCUCAAUGGCGAUGCAGAGCGCUGGAUUAAAAUACAUUGGGAUGAGGAAUGAGCAGGCAGCAUGCUAUGCGGCUCAAGCUAUUGGCUAUCUCACCGGAAAACCUGGAGUGGUUCUAGUGGUCUCGGGACCUGGGCUGUUGCACUGUUACGGCGGAAUGGCAAAUGCACAGAUAAAUUGCUGGCCAUUGGUUGUCAUUGGGGGAGCCACGUCGGUAGAUCACGAAGGUAUUGGGGGUUUCCAGGAAUGCCCACAGGUGGAACUCAGUCGUCCAUACUGUAAAUAUGCCGCCAGACCCCAUAGUGCACUCCUUAUUGCCCAGCAUGUCGAAAAGGCUGUUCGUUUGGCCACAUACGGACGUCCAGGUGUUUCCUAUCUCGAUUUCCCGGGUAAUAUUCUUCAAGCUAAAGUCCCAAUGACUGCUGUUGAUUACUACGUGCAUCCAGAACCACCAUUGUGUCAUCCAGACAUGAAGCUUGUGCAGGAAGCUGCAAAUUUGCUAGCACUUGCAAAACGUCCUCUCGUGAUCAUCGGAAAGGGAGCAGCGUAUGCAAGGGCUGAAAAUGGUAUUCGAAAGCUUAUUCAAAAUACCAAUCUGCCAUUUCUUGCAACACCAAUGGGGAAAGGUGUUGUACCGGAUACAUCCCCACAGUGUGUCGCUUCAGCUCGUACAAUGGCACUGCAGAAGGCUGAUGUAAUCCUCCUCUUGGGCGCUCGUCUCAACUGGAUCCUCCAUUUUGGACGAUCACCGAGAUUUUCGAAUGACGUGAAGGUCAUUCAGGCGGAUCUGUGCCCUGAAGAGAUGCACAACAGCAUCCGUAGUCAUAUUGCAGUACAAACAGACAUUGUACCAUUUGUGGAUGCACUCUUUAUGAAAAUUGCACAAAAGAGGUUCACGUUCACGAGAGAAAAGGACUGGUGGAAGGCUCUGAGGGAGCAGUGCUCCAAAAACCAGAAGACAGUGUCCAAAAUGGCGUUAGACAUCAGUACUCCACUGAACUAUUAUGCUGUUUUCCAUCAUCUUCAAGAAAUCAUUCCUAAAGAUGCUAUCAUCGUUAGUGAAGGUGCCAACACGAUGGACAUCGGAAGAACAAUGCUGCACAAUUCGCUGGCCAGACACCGCCUAGAUGCAGGAACUUUCGGUACAAUGGGUGUUGGGCCAGGAUUCGCAAUUGCUGCAGCAUUGUUCUGCAGAGACUACAUUCCUGGGAAAAAGGUCAUUUGUGUGGAGGGAGAUUCAGCAUUUGGUUUCUCGGGAAUGGAAAUUGAGACAAUGGUCCGCUACAAGCUGCCCAUUGUAAUUGUCGUGGUUAACAACGGUGGGAUAUACAGUGGAUUUGAUCAGGAGAGCUAUGAUACAAUUCGCAGUGAUGGUGAUUUAGCUCAAGUAACUCCUCCCAUGGCCCUUACCGUUGAAACUCACUAUGAGAACAUGAUGGGCAUGUUCAAUCAAAAAGGAUACUUUGUACGUCAAAUUCCUGAACUGCAGAAAGCAGUAAAAGAAUCCUUAACACUAGUCGAUAAACCCACAAUUAUCAACGUAAUCAUCAGCCCCAGUGCUGAGAGAAAGCAACAAGCUUUUGGGUGGCUAACAGAAUCCAAAUUGUAAGAUUUCCAGGACAAAUCCGAAAAUAGUUCACGGGAUAUGGUGGUUAAUAUUGUGCAAUUUUAUAAUGGUUUUAGGGUACAACGGAGGCCAUUCCUCUAAAAAAUAAAAUUUGUAUUUUUACCUACA